Epinephelus lanceolatus (giant grouper) is the source of this 3568-nucleotide messenger RNA. Its product is annotated as mpv17-like protein. Gene Ontology annotation, biological process: mitochondrial ribosome assembly. Lineage: Eukaryota; Metazoa; Chordata; Actinopteri; Perciformes; Serranidae. The record is from RefSeq and is a predicted model, not a curated record. Gene Ontology annotation, cellular component: cytoplasm; mitochondrion; membrane.
CCAGUCCCGUGCCGGUAUGACAUGGUGUACGACCAGCCAGCAAGUAUCCUAUCUGAGAUUAUAUGACUUCAUGACAUUCAUAGUGCGAGAAACAUAUACACUUUGUCGUCGUUAAACUGUGUGAGCGUUUCGAAAUCCGGACGGAAAUGAAGAGCGAGAUGACGCCGGUGUGAUUUGACACAUUAAGCUAACGUCACUUUAAGCUAACGUUACAUUUUGCUAACACCUUUUAUUCAACUGGGCGGCUGUAACUGUAAAAUAAUGCGGCGGGUGUUUCGUCGGUUUCCCUGGGUCACCAAUGUUACGUUGUACGGUUGUCUCUUCGCCGGAGGGGACUUUGUCCACCAGUGGUUCGCGCGAAGGGAGGAAAUGGACUGGAGACAAACACGGAACGUCGCCGUGGUCGCGUUCAGUUUCCAUGGCAACUUCAGUUUCUUCUGGAUGCGGUUCCUGGAGCGAAGGUUUCCCGGGACUUCAGUCCGGAUGGUGUUGAGGAAGCUGCUGAUGGACCAGACGUUAGCGGCACCGCUGGCUACCAGUGUCUUCUACACAGGUGUCAGCUUCUUGGAGGGCAAGGAGGAUAUUUUUGAAGACUGGAGGGAAAAAUUCCUGAACACAUAUAAGACGGGGCUGAUGUUCUGGCCAUUUAUGCAGUUUCUGAACUUUGCCUUGGUGCCUCUGUACGUGCGGACCACCUUCACCGGCUGCUGUGCCUUCGUCUGGGCCACCUUCCUUUGCUUCUCACGUCAGAAUGGCGACGGCACGGCCGGUGCUGCUCUGGCAUGGAUGUUCCCUCCUAAAGAGGACGAAGCGGAGUCCGCACAGGAGAAAGUAGACUCCAAGGACAAGAUAGAAGCUUCCAAAGAGGGAACAGCUGCAUCUAAACCUACUCAGAAGUGAAGUGUGUAGAAUCAGUUGUUUUAAUGAUCAAAACAGGCAGAGGUCUGAAUGGGAGACAGCUGGUUCAGUGGAUGGCAAACCUGUCUGUGGUUGAUGUUGCACUAUCACUGCCAGGAGUUCAAACUGUCAUUGAGGUUGAACUGAAAAUGUGCAUCCUCUUGAUGCUCUAAGGUGCUUUGGGAAACAGCGCCCAGCCAAUGGAAUGUAUAUACAGUAUCCUUAUCAAUAUGCAUAUCACCUCAGUGAGAAAAUCCUACUUUUCCACCUAAAAGUGAACCAUUGCUAUAUUUAUUGUCAGGUUUUGUUUUUAUAAAUGCAGCCUUCUGUUCACAAUAGUGUUCCCCUAUUUAAUUGGACCAUACGUAAUGAUACUGGAGUGAUUUAUGAGGACUUCUGUGUCUGGGAAGGAAGCUGUGAUGAUGGGAACGUGUAAGGUUGAUGUUCCACAUUCCUCUGUUGUACAUCUAAAAACUAGAGGGAUUUCCACAGUGUGGAGUGGCAGCUAACUCAUAACCUUAGACUUUUAAUUUCAUAAAAUUGGACAAAUUUGUAAACAUUUUAAAGGUCUAGUGUGUAGAAUUUAGGGGCACUUAGCGGUGAGGUUGCAGAUUGCAGCCAACUGAAACACCUCCCACAUGCCAUGCGUGUAGGAGAACUACGACGGCGGACGCAAAUGGCCUUAUCUAGAGCCAGUGUUUGGUUUGUCUGUUCAGGAACUCUGGAGAAGAGGACCUGCUCUGUAUGUAGAUAUAAUCGGCUCAUUUUAAAUUUACGAGAUCACUACAAUUCUUAGUUUCAGGUGAUUAUACACUAAUGAAAACAUAGUUAUGAAUAUUAUAUUUCAUUUCUGCCCGCAGAUGCCCAUAAAUCCUACACACUGGACCUUUUCAUAUCACUCUGUUUAUUUUUAGUGCUUCCACUGUUAUCUGUAACUGCAACAGAGUGCCUGAUCUCUAAGGACUGUCUGCUUUGGUUACAGUUUACACUCUGGUACAAGACGUGCUAGAUACACAUGCACACAGGUACCAAUACUCUGUUGUAUAAUAGAGCAUAUCUGUUUGUUAUUGAUUUAUAGGUAGGUACUUUAUGCAUGAAACAACAAAAACAUAUCUGGAAACACACUUUAGAUUUCCACAUUUCCAACCAUUAUCCCUUUAUGUCUGCAUAUUGUGGCAAUGAGAUACUACUGAAGAAGUCUUUGAGUCCAUUAAUGACUAACGAAGGUCGUCUCAGACAUCCAUUUACUUGAAUGUGGAAAUGCUGCCUGCCUGUUGUCGUACUUUAUGUUAAUGUGAUACUGUGGAGUGCUCUCUGUUAUGUCUCUUUGCAUCAUUUCCCAAUUUUUUUAAAACUUUACCUCUUUGUGAAAAUGUAACUUUAUAAGUCUCCUUGCCUGCAGUGGUUCUUGACAUCAGAAGCCUCCGCACAGUUUCUAUAGAGGUAAUUUUUAUAUAUAGCUCAGUACAAGAGCUGACUGUUAUUCCUAUAUAUAGAGUUUUAAAAAAAGGUUCGCUCUUUUGUCUCAGGCAGGUAAUUAACAAAGGAAACAACAGUUGAUUCAUUUGUGUUUCCAAGCAUCAUUGAAAUUCCUGGUGUCACAGAGAGAUGUCUUUUUUUGGGCUGAUGUGAUGGAGUCUAAAAUGGAGUCUCCAAUAAUGCAUUUUGAAGUAGCAUAUGCAAGAGACGCUGUGUGAUUGUAUUAUGUGAUCUAUCUCACAGGAUUAGUGUUUAAAUUGAGGUGCAGAAAAACGAUGUAAUCACUGCAGCUGUUUGAUCCCUUUUAUCAGACAUCAAAGUAUGAUCACGCAUUAUAAGUUAAUUUACUUACAAUAAUAACUUAUUACUGUUGAGUGUUUGUUUCUAAUUAGCCAUGUAUUUAUUCUGAGAUUUGUACACUGCUUUAGCACAGUCUGACAUUUCUGUCUCUGUGUUUUGGUCGGUUUUGAUGUUGUCCUACAGAGAAGAUUUUAUGAAAGAAGAAGAGACGAAAAAUGUAGCUUCCUAGACAAAAACUGGCAACAAUUUGUGCCAUAUUUGCCAAAAAUAGAGACAGAACAAUAAGCUCAGAGAUGAAGUAAUGCACACUUUAAGUAGGCUAAGCAAGUAAUUUACUGUCCCCUACAAAAACAAGCAUUCCUGGGAUUCUGUUGCAAAAAAAUCCCAUUUUGCAGCUGUAUUACAUUUAAGUAAAAGACAAGACAAGAAAGAAAGUCAACACAAACUGCAAUAAAUACCUUCACAAGCUGUUCUUUGACAGUUUACCAGCACCGCAGCCCAGGAUUUAAGUUAAAUAAAUUAUAUUUAGAGGUUGAUUUCAAGGACCAUUCACAGGAUUUGAGUGUAAUAGACAAAUGCUGUAUUUACUGUAGUCUAUUUAAAGGAAGUGUUGCUGCGUAUUUGUACAUUAUGUUUGCUUAAACUAAUAUUUGCAUUACACAAGUUGGUUCAGUGCCACGUGAGGUGCCACAAUCAGAGGAUCCCCCAAACAAAAUCCUGCUGGGUCCUCAAAAGUCAGGAGCUGGCCCUGGAUAUCACAAAGAACUACAGUUUGAUCAGUGCUGUUGACUGUAAUGUAUUUAAAAAUUUGAUUUGAUCACAUUUUGCACAAAAGUUGCACUGAUUGAGGUAGAGAUAAAUAUUGUUGAAUAAACUGAAAUAAUCCCUUUGA